Molecule: messenger RNA, 1230 nt
Organism: Aureobasidium vineae
Lineage: Eukaryota; Fungi; Ascomycota; Dothideomycetes; Dothideales; Saccotheciaceae
Source: the annotation of a GenBank genome assembly
AUGGCGAAAACUGCUUACCUUGGCCUCAUGGCUGCUUCUCUUGCUUCUCUUACUUCUGCCUUCCCACUCGAUGAACGCACCGUCAAUGUCUGCCCUGCAGUUGACCUGGUGGUUGAUCUACUCAAGCUCUAUCCGUCCGCCUCGCCUUUCUGUUCGACCUUCCUCGGAAUCAAGACGGCAACAACGACCUCUACUGCGCAGUUUACCUCGCCUGUAACUACAGUCAUUCCGACCACCACCACCACAAUCACCAUCACGGCAUCUACUGUAACCAGCUACGACGUGUCCUCCACCACAAUUACAACAUGUAUUCCCGGUGCUGCCAAACGCGACCUGGCCAAGAGAAAGGCCACCACUACGUCGACCGCCUCAUCCACCUCCAUCCCGGCUUCAAUCAGCAUUGCUGGAACUUGCAGCGGCUGUCCCAACCUUUUGAAGAACAUCGCUUGCACAGCUAUCUCUAGUGCAUGCAAGUGCCUCGGCGUUCCUACGCCCACCUCAACCGUCUAUGUGAGCACGACAUACGUCCCUGUGGUCACCUCCUACUUGGGUGUUGCUGCCACCCAGACUACAGUAGUGACCACAACCGUUCCAACCACAUCUACUUCCACGGUCGUGUCAUGCCCGAAGCCUUCAAUUUGUGGCAACCAAGGAAUUCAGUUUGCAUACUAUGCCGAUGAACCUUGGGGUGACGAUGUCGCUGACAUGGAUCCUUCGUACUACUGGAAUGUCGGCCCUGACUACCAAAGUACAACAACCGAGGUUGGAGGCAUUAAUGAACCUGCCGGCUCCACCGUAGAUCUGUAUGGCACUGGCAAGGACGUCCCUGCCAGUUACUUCGUCCUGAACCACCGCGGAUACAUCUUUGCCCAAGUCGACGGCGAUUACACAUUCACCACCUCCAAUGCCGACGACAUUGUCUUCUUGUACCUUGGAGCUGCCGCAUACAAGGGCUACAGCUUGAACAACUACAAUGCCGAGGCUGUCUGCUGCAGCUAUCCAGGCAACACUGCCAGCGCCACCCAUACUCUCAAGACCGGAGACUAUCUUCCUUUCCGUAUUGUGUUUGGCCAGCAGGGCGGACCGGUGGUCUUUAGUUUCACCAUCACUGCACCCGAUGGAACCGUUAUCCUCGAUUCCAGCACUCAAAACUCUGACUUUAUUGUUCAGUUCUCGUGUGAUGGAACCUCUGCUCCUGCUUUCCCUGCUUGGGGUAACGAGCAGGCUUAG